Messenger RNA from Sphaeroforma arctica JP610, 360 nucleotides. Its product is annotated as signal peptide binding domain-containing protein. The transcript has 2 exons. Gene Ontology annotation, biological process: SRP-dependent cotranslational protein targeting to membrane, translocation; SRP-dependent cotranslational protein targeting to membrane. The coding region runs from base 1 to 360 and encodes 119 amino acids. The record is from RefSeq and is a predicted model, not a curated record. Gene Ontology annotation, molecular function: GTP binding; 7S RNA binding; GTPase activity. Gene Ontology annotation, cellular component: signal recognition particle, endoplasmic reticulum targeting; cytosol. Lineage: Eukaryota; Ichthyosporea; Ichthyophonida.
AUGCAAGCGGGACAGUUCACACUACGCGACAUGUACGAGCAGUACCAGAACAUCAUGAAGAUGGGCCCCAUGAGCAAGAUCAUGGGCAUGAUCCCAGGCAUGGCUGAUAUCAUGCCGGACGGUGGUGAGGAGAUGAGCCAGAAGAGACUGAGGAGGCAGAUGACUAUCAUGGAUAGUAUGAACAACGCAGAGUUGGAUAGUGACGGCAAGGUGUUCUAUCGCGAGCCCACUCGUAUGCUCCGCCUGGCGAAAGGGUCUGGUACUUCAGUCAGUGCGGUGCAGGAGACACUCGACGGCUACAACACGUUUGCUAAUAUGGUUAAGAAAAUGGGGGGUAUACAGAAUAUGAUGGGUAUGUAG